AUGAAAAAGGACCGGGAGGAGACGGAGGAAUUACUCAACAAACCUGGACACCUGUUGCAGGAAGUCGAGACUGAGGAUCGUGCUUAUGAUCUAUGUGUGGUGGUUCGCGACCGGGAAGUGAAAGCUAAAGACAUGAGGAAAUAUUUAACAAAGCAUUACGUUCGGGAAUUGGCGCCGACGGAUACAACGAUUCGGGAGUUGGUGACAUGGGCCGCAAAAAGCGGUUUGAAUGCGGAGAUUUGGGAGGAGUCCGUAACAGGGAAGGAGGUAGCAAUAUACAUUAAGGGUGAUACAUGCCGGCUUUUGGAGAUAGCUGAAUCGAUCCAUUAUCCUCUCCAACUCUCCUUUCCCGGUUAUGUACAAGAAGCGCGAAUAAAAUGGGCUGAUGGUCAUACCAUUUCUGAAGAUCAAGUGUUAGCGAAUAUGCCAAAAACAAAGAAUGACGAAUCAUUUGUGAAUAUAAAUGUAUUACCGGAUCAUCCAUUACCCCCUACUUAUUUAGAUUACAGUUCAAAGUUAAAAUGGCAGCACCCAUGGGGAACUUGGAAAGAAUAUAGAAUACCGCAAUGUCCUAAUGAAAUAUCAAUAUUACGCGAAGUGGAUCGUGCUCGUUUAUGUUACCAUAGCUUAACUACCUAUCUAGAUCUGUACGAUCGUAAUAUUAUUAGGAUGAACAUAUAUCGUAAUGAUGAUUUACGUAAUCAAUUAAUUUUAUGCUGGGGUAGUUGGAAACACGUGUUUUCUUUAUCCCAACCAUAUGAUCUAAUUCGAGAUUACUUUGGAGAUGAAAUUUGUAUGUACUUUAACUUCCUAGAAUUAACAAUCAAAUGGCUAAUAUUCCCUGCUGCAGCUUGUACGAUACUUAGUUUGGCUAAUCAUUCUCAAAAUUUUGUUCAUCAUUCAAGACGAUUUACAUUUAGUAGGAUUAUUAUAUCGUUAAUAAUGUCUGGUACUGUUACAGUAUUGUAUAGGCAAUGGCUUAGUCUACAAUCGAUGAUGAAGUUAAGGUAUGGGAUAAGUCUAUUUGAAAGUGAGCUAACUACAAGAUCAAUUUUACCAUCAUAUAAAUAUAACAAGUUAAUUAAAGACCCCGUUAAGCCGGAUCGAGAUUUACCUAUAGCUAAUAAAAUGCUUCAAAAUAUUCGAUAUAACAUUUCCAUGACCAUUACAGCAGUAGCAGUAGUUGUAGCAGCACUCUUCGUAAAUCAAGACCUACACGAAUAUGUUUUCGCACGUUACCAGGUGCGUAUCUACAUCGAGAAUGCACUGAAUAAUGCAGCCACUAUUAUCCCCGCUUCCAUUAUAACAAAGAUACCUACGACAGCAAUAAUUACAUCGGCUAUUGCUUUUAUAUUCGAUCAAUUAUAUAAAAUGCUAUGCAAAUAUCUCACACUAUUCGAGAAUCAUAGAUAUGAGGAAAAUUAUCAGAGAUCAUUGAUACGUAAACUCUUUAUCUUUACAGCAUUUGAUUACUUUUUACCACUUUACAACUUAGCCUUUUUCAAGGUUUAUUAUGAACCUUGCUACGAAGAAGAUCCAAAAUACGGUCGAUGUUUAAUGUCUCUAUUGACUCAAAUCAAGUCCAUUAUUGUAAUGGCCAUGUUCGGCAAUGUUAUAGAACUCGGUUUACCUUUCGUGAUGUUUAAAUUUAAAGUUUGGAGAAAAAGUGCGAAACGUGCGAGUGCAGAAUUAUCGUUGGAUGAAUAUGAAAGUACUGCUCAAGAUUUUGGUGAAGUCAUGCUCAUCCUCAUGAUAGGUUUAUUGUUCUCAUCAGCAUGGUUUAUCUUGCCUUUAAUUACGCUGGUUCUAUUCAUGGUUGAAGUCCGGAUCGAUGCGAUUAAAUUAUUGUACCUCUGCUCCAGACCUUAUCCUCAUACUGGACUCAAUAUUUCAUCGUGGAACUUUGUUAUGGAUUGCCUUAUGAACCUAACAAUUGUGACCAAUAUCAGUGUGAUCGCUUUCACUACCUUCGGGGGAGAUCUGCCUCUUACAGUUAAGCUCACUCUUUGCUUCAUCGGGGUCACUCUUUGCAUCGCAACCAAAGAAGCCGUCGCCAACUGGGGCUGUCGACAAGAUAAGAAACUCGCAGAACUAGUCAGUACUCAACAGAGACUCAUAGUCAAUGCAGCACUCAACCCAGCGGACAACACCAACCCAAAAAACAACACCAACCCACAGACCAAUCGUCCGACCAGCCGCCCCCACCCCAAGAGCGAAGUUAACGAAUCAGGAUACUCGACUUCAUCCAACUAG
Messenger RNA from Gregarina niphandrodes, 2253 nucleotides. RefSeq names its product putative anoctamin. The record is from RefSeq and is a predicted model, not a curated record. Gene Ontology annotation, biological process: chloride transmembrane transport. Bases 1 to 2253 code for a protein of 750 amino acids. Gene Ontology annotation, molecular function: chloride channel activity. NCBI's taxonomy places the organism in Eukaryota, Apicomplexa, Conoidasida, Eugregarinorida, Gregarinidae. The transcript has a single exon.